GCAAGUCCGCUUGCUGAAGUAAGUAUGACAUCUAAAGAAAUUGUAUCGCCUAAAGAAGUUGUGUCACAUAGAGAAAUACCACUAAAAGAAACUGAGUCACACAAUGAUAUUAUGUUGCCUAAAGAGCCAGAAUUCCAUGCAUCUCAAGUAAUCGUAGUGCAUAAGGAGACUGUGUUCGCAGAAGAAAUAGUAUCACCUAUGAAAGCCGAGUCACGAAAAGAAAUAGUUUUGUCUAAGGAAGCCGUGUCACUUAAAGAAAUACUUUCAUCUAAAGAAAUAGUAUCGCUUACAGAAACUGCAUCACCUAGAGACGUAGUGUUACCUAAAGAAAUAGUAUCGCCUAAGGAUGGCGAAUCACCUAAGAAAAUAGUUUUAACUAAGGAAGCCGUGUCACCUAAAAAAACUGUAUCACCUAAGGAGGUCGUGUCACCUAAAGAAAUGAUUUCACUUAAAAAUAUUGUAUCAUCUAAAGUAAUAGUUCCACCGGAAGAAGCCGUGUCUCCUAAAAAACUAGUUUCACCUAAAGAAACUGCAUCACUUGUAAAGACUGACUCGCUUAAAGAAGUUAUUUCACCUAUAGAAGUUGUAUCGCCUAAAAAUACUGAAUCCCUUAAAAAAGUCGUGUCACCUAAAGAGGUUCAAUCUCUUAAAGGAUUAACAUCACCUAAAGAACUUGUAUCGCCUACAGAGGGCGUAUCGCCUAAAGAAGCCAUAUCACUUAAAGAUACUAUAUUACCUGAGGCGGAUGUAUCACAUAAAGAAGUUAAGUCACCUAAAGAAGCUGUAUUACCUAAAGAGGCAGUAUCGCCUAAAGAGGAUGUAUCACCUAAAUACGGUAAAUCUCUGAAAGAAACCACGUCAUCUAAAGAAAUUGUGUCACCUAGAGAUGCUGAAUUUCUUAAAGAAAUCACGUUACCUAAAGAAUCUGUGUCUCCUAAAGAAGUCAUAUCACCUAAAGAAAUCGUAUCACCUAAAAAGGCUGUAUCAACUAAAGAGGUUGAAUCUCCUAAAGAAGUUGUAUCAACGAAAGACGUUAUGCCACCAAAAGUUAUGGCAGCGCCUCAAGAGGCCGUAUCACCUAAAGGGGCCGAAUCAAUUGAAGAGGCUGUAAUGCCUAAAGAAGUUGUAUUAUCGAUAGAGGCUGUAUCACCUAAAGAGACAAUAUCACCUAAAAAACCUGAAUCUUCUAAAGAAGUUGUAUCGCCUAAAGGGGCUGAGUCACCUAAAGAGGCCGUAUCACCAAAAGAAAUUAUAUCACCUAAAGGGGGUGAAUCUUCUAAAGAAAUUGGAUCAUCUAUUGUGGGCGUAUCACCUGAACUGACUACGUCACCUAAUAAACAAUUAUCACCUAAAGAGGUCGUGUCACCCAAAGAAGUUGUAUCACCUAAAGAGGCUGAAUUGCCUGAAGAGGCUGUAUCGCCUAAAGAAGUUGGAUCAUCAAUAUAUGCUGUAUCACCUGAAGAGACAAUAUCACCUAAAAAACCUGAACCUCCUAAAGAAGUUGUAUCACUUAAAGAGGCUGAAUCGCCUCAAGAGGCCAUAUCACCUAAAGAGGCUGAAUCGCCUAACGAGGCUACAUCGCCUAAAGGAGUUGUAUCACCAAUAGAUACUGUAUCACCUGAAGAGACAAUAUCACCUAAAGAAGCUGAAUCUGCUAAAGAACUUGUAUCGCCUAAAGAGGCUGAGUCAGCUAAAGAGGCCGUAUCACCUAAAGAAGUUAUAUUACCGAAAGAGGCUAUAUCACCAAAAGAUAUUGUAUCGCCUAAAGAGGCCAUACCACUAAAAGAAAUUGUAUCACCUAAAGAGGAUGAAUCACCUAAAGAGGAUGAAUCACCUAAAGAGGAUGAAUCUUCUAAAGAAAUUGGAUUACCUGUAGUGGGUUCAUCACCUGAACGGACUACGUCACCUAAUAAACAUUUAUCUCCUAAAGAGGUUGUGUCACCUAAAGAAGUUGUAUCAUCCAAAGAGGCUGAAUUGCCUAAAGAGGCCUUAUCACCUAAAGAAGUUAUAUCAUCGAAAGAGGUUAUAUCACCAAAAGAUAUCGCAUCGCCUAAAGAAGCCGUAUCACCUACACUAAUUGUAUCACCUAAAAAAGCUUUAUCACGUAAAGAUGGUGAAUCUUUUAAAGAAAUUGGAUCACCUAUAGUUGGUGCAUCACCUGAACAGACUACGUCACUUAAUGAACAAUUAUCUCCGAAAGAGGUUGUGUCACCCAAAGAAGUAUCUCCUAAAGAGGCUGAAUCGCGUAAAGAGGAUGUAUCACCUCAAGAAAUUAUAUCACCGAAAGAGGUUACAUCACCAGAAGAUACCGCAUCGCCUAAACAGGCCGUAUCACCUCAAGAAAUUGUAUCGCCUAUAGAGGGUGCUUCACCUGUAAAGACUUCGUCACCCAAAGAAAAAAUAUCUCCUAAAGAGGUUGUGUCACCAAAAGAAGUUGUAUCGCCUAAAGAGACCGUAUCACCUAAAGAAGUUAUAUCACCGAAAGAAAUUGUAUCGUCUAAAGAGGCUGAAUCACCUAAACAGGCCGUACCACCUCAAGAAGUUGUAUCACCUAAAGAGGCUAUGUCACCAAAACAUAUUGCAUCGCCUAAAGAGACCGUGUCACCUAAAGAAGUUAUAUCACCGAAAGAAAUUGUAUCGUCUAAAGAGGCUGAAUCACCUAAACAGGCCGUACCACCUCAAGAAGUUGUAUCACCUAAAGAGGCUAUGUCACCAAAACAUAUUGCAUCGCCUAAAGAGACCGUGUCACCUAAAGAAGUUGUAUCAUCGAAAGAGGUUGAAUCGCCUAAAAAAGCUGUAUCACUUGGAGAAGUCGUAUCGCCUCAAGAAGCUGAAUCACUUAAAGAGUCUAAAUCUACUAAACAUGAAUCACCUGAAGAAGUCUUGCCGGCUAAAGAGGCCUCUCUUAAACAUGUCUCAUUACCUAAGAAAGACUCAUCAUCUAAAGAAAUUGUAUAUCUUAAAGACCGUGGUCCAUUGGAACAAUCGACUGUAGAAAUAAGUACAGUAGAUAAGAAACCUCAUACAUCUACAUCAUCAUCCACAAGUGUUUCAAUGGAGGUAAGUAUGCCCCGCUUACUUCGAAGUUUAAGUAGAAAAUCUACUUUUGAUUUAAAAACAGAAGUAGGUUACGAGGACUUGGAUGAAUCUGGCACACAACUUAAGGACAAAGAAACUACACCACCAAAAGAAGGUUCUAUUCUCACCCAUCCCCACGUGGAACAAGAAUUGAAACCAAAGAAAUCUUUCAAGCUUUCUGAUAUUGCAGUGUUUGCAAAAGAACCACUGGAAAAAGAAACUACAGCCACUCAAGAAGAAAAUUCUCCUUGGCCGCUUAAUAGCAGAAGAAAAUCUUCUGAACCAAACGUGUUCCCGUAUAAGAAAACAUCUAUUACGGAUCAAUCAGAAGAUGAGGAGCCGCCUAAGCCUAGUCAUGAAAGACGUAAGUCAACGGUUCUUGGCGUCGAUAAGGCAGCCGUCGAAGAGGAGUUAUCUCAUAUAAAGUAUUCUCAAGAUGAGGCCAUUGUUCCUUUCGAAACUGAAGAAUGGGAAUUAGAUAAAAGACCAAAAUCUUCUGAAGUAGAAAUAGAACUGAAUAAAAUCACAUAUUCACAAGAAGAUAAGAAAAAAGUCGAACAAUUACCAUCUGAAGCUGCCUCAGUGAUAGAGCGGUCUCUUUUACCUCCACCAGAUGAAAGACUCUCCACAGGAAGUGCAACCACUUAUAAAAGCUAUGAAACUCCACUGUUGAAACAAGAAAGUAAACUUUAUUCAUCGAGUGAGUCGAUGCAGGAAAUAGAUGAAAAAGUGGCUUCGAAAUCGAUAGGUAAAAAAAUGAAAGAUCUUAUGCAAGGCUCAAAGCCAAAAGUCUUACAAUCAAAGGAUACUUUGCAAAUGGAGGACGAGAGACAGAAUUUAAAAUUGCUUCUCAAAGAAAUGCAGCAAAAAGAACUUACUGGAGACGAACUGCCCGAUAGUACAGGUUUAGCUAUUCAUGAUGAACCACAGAAACCAACUUUACCUAAUAUACCUAGUACUUACGAUCCAAAAGAUCAUAAAGCUUUUCUUACAUUUAACGAAGAUGUAGAAACAUUUGAAGUGCCUAAAGGUGACAAAUAUUCCAUAAGUAGCAAUGCUGAUGCAGAAAAGAAGAAACAAUUUCAUGCACAAUCAAUAAUGUCAUAUGUCGACGAUAUUAAAAAAAAAGCCAAAGCAUCUCCUGAAACUAUCGUUGAGCCAGAAACAGAGCCCAUAAAAAAAACAUUGACUAUGAGAGAAUUAUUAGAAAAGGAACGUGCUGACUUGUCACCGGUUGAUAGUGUAUCUCACACCAGCUACGGCGUGGAAGACUUCAUCAUGAAAGAGAAGUCGUCCAAAAUUGCAAAGGAAGUUCCCGUAAGACAAGUUUCUGCAAAGGAUAUUCCUGUAAAACAAGUUCCUGCAAAAGUUUCUGGAAAGGAAGGGCCUAGUAAAGGAAAAGACAUGUCUAAAAUAAUUGAAUCUGAUUCAAGUGUAGAAGUGUAUCUUGAAACGGAACCAGAUGAAAAGAAGCCUAAAAUACCACGCGGACAUGUUCGAUUGAAUGUUGAGGAAGGCGAAAAUGAGCAAGAGAAGAUGAAUAAAGAUGAAAAGGAGAGUGGCGCUGACGCUAAAAGUCCACCGAAAUAGUUCGCUCUUCACAUCA
Messenger RNA from Pectinophora gossypiella (pink bollworm), 4684 nucleotides. RefSeq names its product titin-like. Bases 25 to 4668 code for a protein of 1547 amino acids. The record is from RefSeq and is a predicted model, not a curated record. NCBI's taxonomy places the organism in Eukaryota, Metazoa, Arthropoda, Insecta, Lepidoptera, Gelechiidae. The transcript has a single exon.